AUGCCCUUCUACCAAGUGUCUCCUGGAUUUGGCGGCGAUUGUCAAGUCCGCAAUCAAGGUCGUAGACAUCGGUUUCAUCACCAUCCUCAUCAUCAUGGGCCACCUCCUCCUCCUCAUAUGAGACACGUGUCUGGACGACGAGGACCUCGAUCCAUGAUGCCUGCAAAUAAGGACACCAACGAGUCGCCUUCUGAGGAGUCUAAAUGUGCUGAAUCCAAUUCCUUUUCGGAUUCGAAUCAGCAUCCGCAUCAUAAGCAUCAUCAUCAUCAUCAUGGGCCUCCUCCUCCUCCUCCUCACAUGAGAGGACCCAUGUUUGGAAGACGGGGACGCCGAUUCAGCAACGUGCCCCGCAAGUCACCAGAGGAAACAAAGACUGAGCAACCAGAAGGAUCCAAGUCACCAGAACACGAUGGAAAUCUCCAUAUUCCUUUUUGGGGAAAUGGCCCUCAUCGCCACAGUAGUCCUCCAGCAGGUCCUUCUCAUUUCCAUCGGCGUCAUCGUCACCGUCACCGAAACCAUCAUCUUCACAAAAAGAUGAUGCUUUUGUCUCUGUUGCAGGGUCAGCAGCAUGCCAUGGAUAAGUUCGAACAAAGUCACAACAAUGGUAGUGAAAAUUUCAAAUCGGGUGCUGCUAGAAAGACAUCCCAUCCUGCACCACCAUCUGCACCACCAUCUGCACCAACAAUCAUGCAAGUCCCCCAACAGUGGCAUGUUGAAGAAACCGAAACCUCACUGAUUGUAUCUAUCGAUGUUGCUGGAUUUCGCCUGGAGGAUCUCGAGCUCAAGGUCGAGCACGGUGUCUUGGCUUUAUUUGGACAACGAAUCAAUAGUCUUGGCGAUAUCUUUGAGUUGAAUCGCACCAAGAUGCUCGAUCCUACCAUGUUCGAUGAGGCUGGUAUCGAAGCAAGAUGCGACAAUCAAGAGGACGGUGCUACCUCUAUUCUUAGUAUUACUAUUCCGAAGAAAGAAUACAUUCGUCAACAGGAUACGAUCCCCAUUCGUCGUCGUGUUUCUGAAGAAUCUAAUCCAGAAGACUUGGAACCAGCUACCACUGUCGUGACUGCUAUUCCGUCCGAAAAAGAUCUGACAGAGAAUACAUCAUCUGAUCGCCUCGAAGAGAGCAUCGUCUUUGUUCCCGAGGCAGAAAUUAUCGAGGAAGAAUCUUUGGAUCAAGUCCAAGUCGAGACGGUUGAUGAAGAUUCAGUUGAAGAUGCUUCCAUCGCCCGAGAACAGUUGCCACGAUCCGCCACCACCUCCCAAUCCGUGACAUCCUCGGAUACAACCCAGUCCUGGGAAGAUCUCAAUAUGGACGGGAAGGAGUAA
This is a messenger RNA of Cylindrotheca closterium, 1323 nucleotides long. The record is from the annotation of a GenBank genome assembly. NCBI's taxonomy places the organism in Eukaryota, Bacillariophyta, Bacillariophyceae, Bacillariales, Bacillariaceae.